AUGACGAAAGAAGCACAACAACUCCCCACCCACUAUGGAUCCAUAUCUCCGUCGACCCCUGUCUAUCAACAGCUCGAAUCCGACAGCUCCGAUCAAAGUCACAACAACAACAACCAUCAUCAGACCAAUUUGUACAAUUGCGGCGCUCCAUUAUUGAUUCAUGAUCUCAAAGAAAACAUCAAGGAAGAAAUAGAGGUCAUCAAGGAGGAAAUGGACACGCUGGCUCAUGCUCAUUUCGUGCUCAGUGAACAAGCCAUUGUGGACACCGAUCGUCUUCAUCAUAUUCCGGCGGCGGGCACUGCAACCAUUCCUUCCGAAGUUGCCAACAUGACCAAGAAUUUGAUUGGAGGGGGUGUAUUGUCCUUGUCGGGAGGAAUAGCUCUGUAUGCCAACAGCCCAACCGCCAUUGUCUCUGCGAUUCUGUGGGUAGUCUUGCUGGGAGCUGUGUUUGGAUAUUUUUGUCUAUUGAUUGGAAAGGCCUGUGACAUGUCCCUGUCUGGAACGUAUCGUGAAUGCUGGGAAAGGACAGUGGGGCAUCGAGGCGGUCUUGGGGUGGCCGUGGCAAGUACUGUUGAUCCGCUGAUUGGAAUCUUUGCCAAUGCUUCCAUCCUGUCGCAGUCGUUACAACUCAUCUUGCAGGGCAUCGAUAUUCACCUCAACGUGACGGAAUGCUUGCUCUUGAUUACCUUCCUGGCGCUGCUGCCUCUCUGUCUCAUGAAAAAUCUAGAUGCUCUGGCUCCUUUCUCGGCAUUGGGCAUGGCAUCGGUCCUUUGCGCUCUUGGUUGCAUGACCUUUCGAUACCUAGAUGGUUCCUAUCUGCCCGAUGGACAAUUCUACAAUGACAUUCCAAUAAACAUGCGACCCAGCUUUGGAACCUCCAGCCGGCCCUUUUCGAUGGAUGCCUUGCCAUUUGUCUGUAUGGUGUACACCAGCUUUGACAUGCACUACAACAGUCCACGCUUCUAUGCCGAACUCAAAGAUGCCAGCAUCCCUCGUUUUGGUCAAGUCGUGGGAUAUUCCUUUGGAAUUACAGCUGCAAUCUACUUCUCCAUUGCCGCUGUGGGAUUUUUGACAUUUGGCGCCAAUUCAGACUCGUACAUUUUGAACAACUAUUCGACACGAGACAGCCUGGCCACUCUGAGUCGCAUCACCAUUGGGCUCUGCAGUUUGGUUUCCUAUCCGCUCAACUUUAUUGGUGUACGGGACAAUUGCCUCGAUAUUCUCGGGAUCACAGACGAGGUGGACACCGAUGCCAAGUUGAAUCUCUUUACCAUUCUGCUCCUUUCCAUCAUGACGCUGGCUUCGUGUUUUGUUACAGACCUUGGUCUGAUCAACUCAGCCGGUGGAGGAGCCACUGCUACAUUUGUGUGUUUCGUCUUUCCUGGUUUGAUGUUCCGGGAAGCCAUGAAGAAGCAUGGAAGAGGACCCAAAUGGGAGUCAUCCUUUGCAACAACUCUGAUGAUAUUGGGUGCGGUGAUGGGAUGUGUUGGUGUCUACGUCUCUACUGCAUUGGCUUGA
This is a messenger RNA of Seminavis robusta, 1518 nucleotides long. The record is from the annotation of a GenBank genome assembly. Lineage: Eukaryota; Bacillariophyta; Bacillariophyceae; Naviculales; Naviculaceae.